GUAUUUGCUGUGCAGUCUCACAGAUGUUAAUAAUAUGUCUACAACCGGCGAUUGAAGCCAAGGAUUUCUGUUAGGAGACCGCAAGGAUAAUGGCCGAAUGCUUUUAGUUGGCAACUAUGGCCCUUAAGAGCAUGCGCAUUCGAUGCAAUGCUUCCUGUGUGUUAUUAUAAUUCCCGGGAAUUUCAGCAUCCAGCUAUGCAGCUGGACCAUGCCCUGGUCCAGAGGCCACCGUUAACUUGCAGCCGCUCGGUUUGCCAGUUGAACACAUCAGCAUUGGCAUAUAGGAACUUGUCUCAAAUCUGCGCGACUUCAUCGUGCGGCUGUGGAGCGAACUUAAGAGCCACUCGUUGCCUCGCGGCCAGUGGUGCAGCAGCCUGGGGCGGCACGCCGUACCGCCCGCAGGGCUCCCCACGGCGGCCGGGGCAAUUCGCGCAAGCUGAUCCAACUCCUCCAACACCCCCACACUCUUCUUCCCUAACAAACCAUCGUCUAGCCGAUGGACAGCGGUCCAUUCGUAGCAACACCGAGGAAAGCGUUCAUGCAGCUCCGGGCGCUGCAGAGCCGCGUCAGGACCAGCAGCAGCUCGGGUUACGCCCGGGGCAGCCGGUUCUAGCAGCAGCACCCAAGGGCCACCAAUUGACACCAGGAGCAGGCACGAUCGUGCCAUCAGUGCGGCGUCCCUCGGAUCUGCCAACCAAGGCACGCCAGCCCAGAUCUGUACGACAAGUAUCCAGCACAUCGCGUGCUGCAGCUUUGUCACCUCCCCCUCCCUCUCCCGCGUCGUCGACCUCCUCUUUUGCGGAUGUUGACACACUGGUUCGGGCUAUAGCAAGCAGAGCUUUGCAGCAGCCCUCGAGCCACAGCACCAAUCUUCACCACCCCAGCAGCCACGCCCAGAGCGGUCAGGCGCACCCGGCCGCUGUCCCCCUGCUUAGCCAUGCGAAAACCGCUACUGCAGCCGUCCUGGCUUCCCACUCCGCCUCGCAGCUGCUUGCGGCAUUGGACCGCUUGCCUGAUGCUGCAAGCACCAACACACCAGCCGCCGCUAGCUUCGCCAACCCCGCUGCUGAUGCCACGGCCACCACCACCGCUGCCACCGUCGCCGGCAGAUCCGAGGGCGGCUUGGGUUUAGCUGGAGUCCUGCUGGGCCUGAUGUCCGCCAUUGCGCCCGCAUCACCGCUGGCGCCCUUAGCAGCCACGGUAGCAGCGCCGUCGCUGGCUGCAAGUACAACGGCAGGCACAAGUAGCGCCACCACGACCGCUGCCACCGCCGCUGUCGCCACGAGCCCGACCAGGAGUGACGCCCCUCCCUCUCCAGUAGCACAAGCAACAGCAGCAGCAGCAGCUCCCAUGGCUGCUCCAUCAUGUACCUCCGAGCCGCUCAUGGGACCCCCUCUGCCGCUGACGGCGCGCGGCCCGGCGGCGGCAGCACUCAUGUGCGCCGCAGCGGGGGUGGUGCUGCCGCCUUGGGCCGCUGGGCUGCUCCCUCCGGCCCCGCAGGCAGCAACAAGAGCAACAACCGCAACCGCAUUCACCUCCAGGUCGCCUUCCCCCACAACAGCGGUUGCAGCGGCGUCCAGUGCACCCCGACUGGUGCUCGAUCCUGCCCUGGAAUGGGCGCUCGGGGUGCUGAGUCACCGGGUUACCCCUGUGGAGCCGAGCGCCGCGGAGCUCUGGCUCGCCAACCGAACCCUGGCGGCGCAUUUGAGGACGCCGAUGCGACAGCCGGCGACCGCGGCGGCGGCGGCUGCAGGAGCAGCGGUGAAGCGAGUGGGGAGGCGGGCGGCGGCGGAGAUACCCUGGCCGCUGCUGCUGCCGUUGUUGGAGGCGGUGGGGAACAGGCUGCGGGCGCCAGCUGCUCUGGCACUGCUGCAAGGUAUUCUUCUUUUCCCUCCUACACCCGUCUACACGUGGCAAGGCCCUAGCAACACACAUCUGCUGUUGUUCGCGUCGCAGGCGGUGACUCGGCAGCUGCGUGCCGACUGGUGGGUGUCACUGCCGCCGCGGCAGCGGGAGGUGCUGCAUGUGACGCUGGGUGCACUGCUGCGGGCCGCACUGCGCAGGCCGGAGUCGGUGUCGCCCUCGGCCGCUGCGGGGCUGCUGGCUGUCAUGGCCCGCAUGCGGCUGCGCUCACCCGCCGCAUGCGCCCUGCUGGUAGGCAGGAUCACCGCAGCCACGGGCACUACCUACUCCUCCACCACCGCCAGCCGCCUUGGAGUUGCAGCCUCGCCGACUGCAACCACCACCGGUCCUGAAGCUGGGCAGCAACAGCAGCGGCAGGAAGAGCAGCGGCAGGAAGAGCAGCGGCAGGAAGAGCAGCGGCAAGAAGAGCAGCGGCAAGAAGAGCAGCGGCAAGAAGAGCAGCGGCAAGAAGAGCAGCAGGACGUCCGCGGCCAGCCUCGCCUCAGCCACCUCGAGCUGCAGCAGCAGCAGGAGGGGCAGGGGCAGGGGCCGCACCAACAGCAGCAGGAGGGGGUGCAGCUGCAGCCACAUGGUCACCCGCACGCCCCCACAGUCCGGCUGCAGUGUGUAGCCACGGCGCUGUCAGCGCUGGUGCGGCUGCGCAUACCGCAUGAGGGACUGCCGCGCAAGGCGCUCAGCCGGUUGUUGAGGCACACCGUGAAGUUCGCAGACGAGUGGACGCCCAGCCUUGCCGCGGCCCUGCUGGUCUGGCCCGCCAGCAUGAACUGCCGGCCACCCGGCGACUUCAUGCGUCGCUACACGCGCAUUCUGCUGGGGGAGCCGCAAGGUGUACGACACCCUUCUUACAAUUCGUUGCCAUACGACAAAAGCAACAGUAGUAACGGUAGCAGCACCAGCAGCAGUAGCAGCGGCGGCGGCGUUGGCGAUACAGUACAUAGCCAACCGUGUACGGGCAGCCUGUUAUCACGCAUGCCAGGACGCUACCUGAUGGCAAUGCUAGAGGCGCUCGUCCAGAUGUACGACGGACUUCCUCCUUUGCUCGUCCAAGAAGCCCCAGCUGACCAGAGCCCUCCCCGGGAGGGACCUCCGCUUGAGCUCACGCACGCCCUGUGCGGCGCACUCCUGGGCCGCCUGCGACAGCUGCCCCGCCAGCAGCUCCUCCGCCUGCCGCUGCUGCUGACGCGACUGGGGCACUCGCUGGGGCACGAUCCCGCAUUCCUCCGCACCCGUGUGCAUGGCGGCAUUGGAGCCCCCAGUGCUGACUGGGCCCAGACGUACCUGAACCGUGCGCGGGAAGGGCUGCAGGCAUGCGAUGCGGUGGACGUGUUGUUGCUGCUGCGCGGCCUGGCAGGGGGCGCUAAGGCGGCGGGGAAGGCGGCUGCGGCUGGGAGAAGAGCGACGGCGCGGAGGCAGGCAGCGGUGACGGGGGUUGUGGAAGCGGAGGCGGCGGAGGAGGAGGCGGAGGUGGCUUCACCGCUGGCGGUGUUGAUGGCGGGGGGCCUAACGGAGGCAGCGAUUCAGAGAUACGUGGCGCUGCUUCCCUCGGCCCCCCUGCACCACACCGUGUUUGUGCUUCAGAGCCUGGCGGUGCUGUGGAGCCACCGCAGCUGCACCCAGAUCCGCCACUCCAGCGGGGCGGAGCAAGGGACGCUUGCCGCGGAGGCUGCUGCUGCCGCUGCAGGCCCCUCCUCCGCCGCCACAACCGCAGGGAAGGCCCACGUCGCGGCCGUGCAUGAGGCGGUUGAACAACAUCAUGAGUAUGUUGUUGAAUCCGACUUCAGGGCGCGACGUCAAGCCGACAUGGCCUCAGAAAGGGAGUUCCUGUUGCAGCAACUGGACGAGCACGUAGCCAAGUGCCUGUCGUACCGGGGUGACGUCGUCCGUACGCACUUGCCGUACAACGAAAGCCAGAACGUUCUGCCGUACGGUGCGGGCCCGCAUGGCGCCGCCAACGGCAGCCGAGGAGGAGAGGCCCGUCACGGGGAGUCCCAUUCACGGCGAUCGAUGGCACAGCAUGGCGGGCGUACGGCUGGAGGGACACGUGUGUCGUACAGUAGCAGGGGAAGAGCUGCUGCUGCUGGUGAUGGUCUCGGUCGUGGAGGUGCCUCCUCCGCUUCUUCGGCUCGCCGGGCCGGCACUGCUGCCCCUGCUGCAGGUGAUGCAGCUUCUUCUGAGCCGCAGCGGUACUCGCGGGGCCAGCUUGUGGUGAAGCUCCUCAUCUCAUACGCCGCGCUGCGCCACGCCCCACCGCCCCACCUGCAAGCGCUGUUAGAGGCCGUACUGCUGGCAUGUGUGCCGUACACCACCUCGCGCACCGCCACGUACGGCAAGCUCCACCAGCGGUUACAGGAGCCCCACCAGCACCAACCGCACCACCCGCAAUAUUGGGUCGCCGGUCUGCCUCCAGCCGGCAACACCACUACACUGGCCCGGCCCACUUCCGCCACAGCACCAGCGCCGCUCCUAGCGCCCGCCGCACCCGCCCCUGCCGCUGCCGCUGCCGCUGCUGCCUCAGCCUCGGGAGCCCUGCCGCUGCGCACUGCGGACUGGGUGCGGGUGCGUGGCGUGUAUGCGGCGCUGGGGUUGACUCCCGGGGGCCGGCUGCGGGUGGCGUUGCUGACGUUGACUUGAUGCACUGUGCGGCGUGUGUGUUGAUAUGAGGAGUUCGGGGGCGCGUUUGCGCAUGCCAUGUGAAACGGAUGCAUUGUGGUGCCAUGCAUGGGUGUACGGAGAUCGGGAGAUGAAUGGCUGAAGCAGCAGCUGGGACGUGGGGAUAAGGAACGGGGCGUGUCUAGGGUUUUGUCUUAGAAUGAUAGCAGGGAAGAGGAGCCUGGCUUGGUAGAAAUGGAGAGGCAGAGAGCGUAUGUGAUUCGGCGUGCUGAGGUAGGCCUUGUGAGAGAGGCGCUGCGGUGCUUGAGCGAGUGCAGGAGAGUAGGGAGGAGCGCAAGCAUGACGACUUGACGAGAGGAGGAAGGGGGAGGAGGAAGGGGCGACCGAAUACUGAUGCGCCGCUGCUGAGAAGGAGGUGUAUCAAGGAGCGUAUAACCUCGUUUUGGUGAUCGAGGGCGUGGGAGGAGGGUGAGCACACGGCACGUUGGCGCGAGGGGGUGAGCUGAGCAGGCAGGCAGCGGCAUGCAGGGGCGGGCCUCAGGACUGACACCUUUGACUCUGACAUGGAAGCGUAGAGGAGCCUUAGGCUUGGGGGCUGCGCACACGCUGAGGGAACGUUAGGCAUGUGUUGGGUGUUGCACCAAGAGUAGGGGAGGUGCUGGUGUGACGGAAAGCAUGGACCUCAUGCGUGACCCCUGGGCGGCCGUACAGUUCCUUCCAGCAAGGAACGGGCUUGGGCUCAUGUAAACCUUAUUGAAC
Molecule: messenger RNA, 5292 nt
Organism: Astrephomene gubernaculifera
Lineage: Eukaryota; Viridiplantae; Chlorophyta; Chlorophyceae; Chlamydomonadales; Astrephomenaceae
Source: the annotation of a GenBank genome assembly